This is a messenger RNA of Liolophura sinensis, 5465 nucleotides long. Its product is annotated as far upstream element-binding protein 1-like. The record is from RefSeq and is a predicted model, not a curated record. Gene Ontology annotation, biological process: regulation of DNA-templated transcription. Lineage: Eukaryota; Metazoa; Mollusca; Polyplacophora; Chitonida; Chitonidae. The transcript has 20 exons. Gene Ontology annotation, molecular function: RNA binding. Bases 17 to 2152 code for a protein of 711 amino acids.
AUCGUCUUUCUACAGCAUGGAUUUUUCAGAUGUACAGCCUCCAACAAACAACGGUACAUUUGAUCCACAAGCUGCUUUUGCGGAUGCUGUAGCUAGAGCCAGACAGAUUGCUGCUAAAAUUAAUCAACCCGGCUCAGGAGAUGCCCAGUCCCAAGGUAUAAAGAGACCAUUUGAAAAUGACCCUUAUAACACGGGGGGAUCUAAUGAUGGUGAGGCAGAGUAUAUGGUGCAGGCAGGCAGCAAACAUGUAGAUUCCUCUAUUGGCGCCCAAUUGAGAGCAAUGGCAGACGGUGGUGGUAUGGAUUUCCGCUCUGCACACGCCGCUCAGGCCGCACAAGUUGCACAGGAGGCUGCAGCACGAAUCAACCAGCAGUUGGGGGUAGGGCCCGCAUCCUCUCUCUCCCCACAGCCCAAGCCUAAUCACUCAGGGCUCGGCUUUGUCACCACAGAAGAGUACAGCAUCCCAGACAGAAUGGUCGGGCUUGUAAUUGGGAAAGGCGGGGAACAGAUAACCCGUUUACAGACGGAAACAGACUGUAAAGUACAGAUUGCUCCUGACAGUGGAGGCCUGGACGAGAGGCCAUGCACAUUAACAGGGAGUGUUCAAGCUAUCAUGGCUGCAAAGAAUGCGAUACAGAAAAUAAUCGACAAAGGGAAAAGUGCUUCAGUGUCUCUGGAUAGGUCGUCAAUACCAGAUGGACAGAAAGUGGCAGAAAUCCUGGUUCCAGGGAACAAAGUAGGCCUGGUCAUCGGCAAGGGAGGAGAGACCAUUAAACAGCUACAGGAGCGUGCAUGCGUUAAGAUGGUCAUGAUUCAGGACAGCAACAUCCCCUCGAUGCAUGACAAACCUCUGCGAAUCACUGGUGACCCACAGAUGGUCGACCACGCCAGAGAAAUGGUGAUGGGCUUGAUCAAUUCUGACCAGACAUCUGGAGGUGGUGGUGGUGGUGGGGGCUUUGGUGGUAUGUUUCAGUCCAAUGACUACGGUAUGAAUGACCGGGGCCCACGAGGAGGGGGAUUCGAGAUGACUGUUCCUCGUCACUUGGUGGGUGUCGUUAUCGGAAAGGGAGGCGAUAUGAUAAAGAAGAUCCAGGCGGAAACCAAUGCCAAAGUACAGUUUAAACCCGAUGAUGGACAGUCGUCUGAACGAAUUUGCUCAAUAAUGGGGUCGCCGGAUAAGAUACAGCUAGCUGCAGAUAUGAUACAGGAACUUGUGAACAGUGCUAAUGAUUUCCAGUUUCAGGGUGGCCCUGGUAUGGGUCGGGGAAUGGGGCGUGGUAGAGGGCGUGGCCGCGGAGGACCGUUCAUGGGAGGUCCAGGUGGCCCAUCAGGCCCAGGGCGAGGCAUGGGCCGCGGUGGCCCCUUUGGCGGUGGCCCAAACUUCCCAGAGGAGACAAACUAUCCUGUUCCUGCUGACAAGUGCGGGUUGGUUAUAGGAAAAGGUGGAGAAACGAUCAAAGAAAUCAACCGAUUAUCUGGAGGCCAUGUUGAACUUCAGCGGGCCCCUCCCCCCAAUCCAAAUCAAAAAAUAUUCACUGUGCGUGGAUCACCACAACAAAUCCAGCAUGCAAUUCAGCUCAUCUGCGAGAAGGCGGGACUUUCACCCAAUGAUCCUGCAGGUCCUGGAGGACCACCAGGAGGGCCCGGGGGACCAGGGCCACAGGGCCCAGGCGGUGGUGGUUACGAUCAGUACGGGCAACCACAACAGCCACCAUCUCCCCAAAGCUACGGCGGUCAGGGAGGCUGGCAGCAGAAUCAGUACCAGCCCUAUCAGCAGUAUCAGGGACAGCAGGGUGGACCGAGUGACCCAAGUAAACAAGUGGCUGAGAACGCUGCAGCCUGGGCAGCCUACUACUCGCAGUACUACAACCAGUACGGUCAGCAGUAUGGGCAGUACGGCCAGAACCAGCAGCAACAAGCUCCCCAGCAACCACAACAACAGCCACAGCAGGCCCAGCAAGCUCCCCAGCAACAGCAGCAGCAGCAACAUUCAUACCCCAGUCCAGCUAUCAACCCGCAGACUGGACAGCCUGACUAUUCUGCUGCCUGGGUCGAGUAUUAUCGUCAGCAGGGCAUGCACAUGCAGGCCAGCAUGAUUCUGCAGCAGGCCAAUCAGGGCGGGGCUCAGCAGGGGCAGCUUCCACAGCAGUGAGGCCCCCCGUUAGGGAAGUUGUAGACAGUUAGGCUAGCUGAGGUUUGUCCACGAAGACUGGAUAAGAGCCCCACCUCAGAUUGAAUGUUUGAUUUACUCUGUAUUCUUCACUUAGUACUUACUCCUUUUGACUUGUUGCUUGCCAAGUGGGUUUCUAUAAAUAUAUACGACACGGCCACUGAAGUUUUGUCGACUCCGUUUACAGCGCCUGCAGAAAAAGGUUUGAAGGUUCGAAUUGGAUUUUUUUUUUUUUUACGGAUCGUUUCCCAUAUUUGUUUUCAUGUCGUUCAUAUUUUUUUCUUGUUUUUACCUACAUAUAUCCCCCAAAAUGUUACUCGCGUAUAUUGUAUUUGGUGCAUUGAGAGUAUAACCAGUUUUGUGUUGCUUUUUUGUACAUAGCUUACUUUAGGUGGGAGAAUUUCUUCUGCAGAGACUCCAAAUGUGGACCUUUCUAGAGCAAUUACGGACCUCUGCACAAAAGCUCAUAUGACUGAUGACAAUUUUUUCAAACAUGUAAUAUUAAUAGAGAUAUGAUGAAAAACUACUGCAUUGAUAUUUAAUAAUGGUUUAGACAACUGGUUUAAUUAUUUUUGUUGCCUUUUUUUUUUUGUGGAAUAAAUGACAGUUACAUAAGUUAAAUUAAUAAAUGCCUCACUGUAUAGAGUAGCAGUGACUACAGUAUUAACAUUUUUGCAUCUUUUCUCAUUUUGACAUUCCGUACUCCCAACCCAGUUGCCAUGUUUGUAUGAAAAUUGAUACCUUGUAUUGCAUUUCUCAUAAUAUAACAUAGAUAUGUAUUAUAACAUACAAGGGAUAAACAGCUGAUAGCCUCAUUUUUGAAAUGAUAAAACGCUUGAAAUGAAAUUGUUUUAUUUGUUUCCUUUUUGAAAAUUGUAAUUAAGUUGUGUAUUUAGGUCUGAGAAAAACUUGUAUUAUUCGGUUUACUGUGUACAGUGUGAGUAUACUAUUAACAUGUCUUUUACAGUAAUGUGACGUAUACAGUCGAGUCAAAUUGUUUCAAAUGCCACAUCGUAAGCUACACAUACAUGCCUGUUUCUAUUAAAAUUGUCACAUCGUAAAGUUGCCUUUGUAUUGACCAUCUUCUACUUACCGAUGAGAAAGAAACUGCUCUUCACAUUUACUGUAUCAAUAAUAUUAAUUACAUAUGUUUGUGUCGUUUGUAUGUUUUGACCGCAUCACUUGUGGCCAGCAAUAGCUAAGGUGAGGUGGACCGUUUAUAUUUCACUACAACACUUGCAGUAGAUCGUCUUGAUAUAUUUGACUUUGUAUGCAGAACAUGUUACGAUAUUCUAGCGAAUGUUUGUUUUUUUUUUGUUUUUUUUUUUUGACAGUUUCAACCAUUGCUUGUAGAGUCAAUCAGUAUUUUUUUUUUGACAAUAAUUAAUAUUCUACUGGAGCUAUGUUAAUGGCCACGCGGACUGCUCCACUUUAUGUUGUGGUAUAUGUGUAUAUAUACAUAUAUAUAUAUCUUAUCGGUGACCGUGACCACUGUAGUCAGAUGUGUGGAUGCGUGUAGGGGUUUGUCGUGCUGUGACAUAUUGACCUAUAACAGGUAAGCGCACGUGAGUUCGUGUCUCUUCACCAGUUUAAACUUGUCGAAUAUGGUAGCCUCGUACAAUAACUGUAGGUUUUUAUUUUUUGCAAAAGAUUUAACAUGCUUCUUUUCUUUGUCGUAUUCAUAGAUAUUGACCCUAGUACAUUCUGGGUACAACUGCUUGAAACGUGAGGAAACACUCAACUGUUUUAUUGCUAUUAAAGAACCCUGUUGAUAUCUUUGUUCUACCAUGUUUUCUUGUUGUCAUUUUGAAUAACCAGUCUAUUGCAGACACCGGUGUGCACUCGUUCAGGCGGCUGUUCUUUUCGCCUCCCUCUGUCGGUUGCGUGCGGCUGUUCCAUUUGUUGGAGGUCCCCCCUUAGGCAGGUGGUAGGAAUGGCAGUAUCAAUAGUUGAAAAGCCGUAACUCUGAAUUGCUCUUAUGGAAAUACAUGCUCACACUGAUUGUUUCAGUUUCAUCAACGGUUACACUUUUUAUUGACAUGCCCAUUUUUAAUUUGCAUUGAUCAUAUCGUCAUGAAAAUUAUGCCUUGAUAUGUCCACUUUAUAACAUAGUCGUUUGUCUCAAAGAUUAACCUUGAACAUAGUCAUGAUGAAAUUUUGCUUUUGCAUAUUUUUUGCCAUGGUUUUGUUGCCAAAUUUGAAAUCCUGAUGUGCAUUGUAUUUCAGAACUUGCAGUCAAAUGCGGGUUGAAUUAUUGGGUAAGGGGAAAAUGGUGUCUUUAAAUGAGUAGUAUUUUUUUAUUGAAUCUUCCUGGUAAAUGUAUUGAACACGCCUGCAUUCGCUAAAUAUGGUCCAUGUUGUUUUUUUCUUUGCCAUAAUAUGCAUGCUAAAGCCCUAACCAGGUGUUUUUGAUUGCAAUUCUUAUGCCAUAUCAUGCAAGAAAAGAAACUCGCCACUUAAAUAUGUGAUGCUGCUUAUAUACAUCCAUUCGUCAUUGCGUUUAGAUGACCAUUUUCAACUUGCCAUUGCUUUCUAUUGAAUAUUGAUGACCAUUGCACAUGCCCAACAUAGCCACUUGUAUGUGCCGGUUUCUCCUUGUCGGGGCAAAGUUUCAUGCCGCGAGGGUGCAGUAUGGGGAUUCUAACAGUUAAUUUUUUUUUUGUGAUGUCCUCAAAAUGAAAGUGACAUACACUUGAACUGAUAUAUGAAUUGAACUAAACUUUGGACAUUGUACAAUUUCAUAUAUACAUACUAUAGCUGCAAGCUGUUUAAAAUGUGACUCUCCGUGUGUGCCCAUGGACUUUUUUGUCAACUGUUUUGUAUACCGAGUGUUUUCUGCACCCUUGAUGCCCCGGGCAGCUGACUCGGAACUGUGGAAUUGCGCCAAAGACUUGCCCCCCAGGGACAUUAUGUGUGGUACCUGCAGUCUACAGUGCAUAAUCUGUGGUUUGGCAGGAAAACAUGGACUUUAUAAAAAAGCAAACAGAACUGACAUUUCUUCAGGGUUCGGGGACGGGUGAUUUAUUUGUUUAUAUUGCCAAUAUGAUGCCCAGUGGUAUAGACUAUUGAUACCCUCACAAAUUUUACCCCAUGAAUUGAUGUGUAUGUUUGAAUAUGGCCUAACCCGUUGACUGCCAAUUGAUAUGAAAACUGAACUUUCACUUAUGGUAUUUUAAAAAUCCAACACAUAGUUUUGUUUUAAAUUUUUUCUUAUUUCCUUUUUUGCGUCCUGUAUUUUGAGAGGUAUAUUGUAUAAAGAGACUUGGCUAAACCUUGCACAUUUCUCCCCUUGUUU